Molecule: messenger RNA, 1630 nt
Organism: Brachypodium distachyon (stiff brome)
Lineage: Eukaryota; Viridiplantae; Streptophyta; Magnoliopsida; Poales; Poaceae
Exons: 2
Coding region: 665-1432 (255 amino acids)
Source: RefSeq, a predicted model, not a curated record
UUCAACACUUUGCAUGGGCAUCCUUGGCCGAACUGGGUUUUGGGCUGAGCUUUUAAAAAAGAAAGAAGUCCAUAUUUCACUCUCAAAUGUCACGCUCCGGCCGCAUAACCCACCGAAGUCCAAAACCGGUUAUUUAAACACCUGAAUUCCGUAAUACCAUUUAAUUCACGCCCCUAAGCGGUUUUAGAGCCUACGUGGCACAUUUAGGGCGGUUUAGGGGCUGAUUAGGCUUUUUGGACUCGCUGACGUGGCCGAAUCGGUUGGUACGGGAACCAAAUCGCCGCGCGAUUCAUUUCUGUCGUUUCAUCUCCUCUCCCUUCCCAGUCGAGCCGUCACCAUCUCCAUCCCGGCGGCGACGCACCCUUCGCGGUGAAUCGGAGCAAGGCGCGUGCAAAUGAUCUGCAACACGGGUCGGUCAGCGGAAUCUCGCCAUGGAUAAAGAUCGGAAGGGACACUGCAGUAUGUGGGUGGGGCAGAGUAUACUUUUCAUCUGAAGAGAGAUAAGCCGUCCUUUUAUGAAAUCAAGGAAUCCCUUAAGGACUUGAUCUGUGCUGAAACAGAAUGGUAUGUUGCUAAGAGGCAACUGAAGAUUCAUUGGCUCUUUCCUAGGAACUCAUUGGAGGAUGGACUGUCUCUGUUGUUUGAUGAUGAUUCAGUAAAGAGGAUGGAUAAUGCCAUGACAGAUGGUGGUGUUGCAGAACUCUAUGUGGAGCAUUUUGAUUCUGAAGAAGUGGAACAGGAAAAUGCUGAGGAAAGUGACUGGGAGGCAGACAAUGAGGCAAAUAAUGAGGCACAGGAGCAGGAGCAAGAUGAUGGUGUGGUUGACAUAAGAAUUGGUGAGACAUAUUCAAAGCAUAAAGGAAGUAAAGUUCCUCUAGUCCAUGUACAGGAAGUGGAUUCAGAAUUUGUGUCUGCACUUUUAUGUGAUGCACCUUCCGUUGAAACAAUAGAAGAUGACAUGGAGAAUCUUAUAAUCUCACCAAGGAGAGAAGGGUUUAGCACACCCAAGAGUUCUGAGAAGGACACACACAACUCAACAGAUGUGACCCCAACUAAGGAUGAACUAGAUGCACAUCUAGAGUCUUUCAGGCAGUUUUAUGGUUACAGUCAGGAAGAUAAGAGGAAGAGAGCAAAGAGGAGCUUAAUACCUGCAGUUCCACAUCCAUCAAUUCAGCCUAAACCUAAAUUAGCAGCAGCAAGCAAAGCCAAGAGGAAACAUCCAGGUCCAAAGCCAUCAAGUCAGCCUGAAGUAGCACCAUCAAGUAAAAGGGCCAAGAAUGAAACAAGUGAGAUGGAACAAGUGGAACCUGAAAAUACUGAAGAUGAAAGUGACAUUGAAUAUGUACCUCCAGAAGAAUGCAGCUCAGGUGAGGACUCAGAAGUAGAACAAGUAAGGAAGAUUGCUAGAGAUAAGGAGCCAGAAGAGGGCUAAGAAGAUGGGUGCCACUAGAGGUCCAAUUGUCAAGGAUAAUAAUGUUGUUGAAGAGAAUGUAGCAGAUCUAUUGAAGGGUCUGAUACACCUUACUUCGAUUCAGAUGAUGAUUGCUCUUAUGAUGAGGAGAGUGAUUGUGAAGGUGGGAAGAUAUUCAAAAGGAGGAAAAGUGAAUGGCCUAGGUAUGACAGCAAAGCU